AUGCAGCUCCUCCCCUUCACUUUCCGCUCUACCCCAGCCAUACCGGAAAUGGACUUCUCAGGCAUCAUCGUCUCUUCUUCCUGCAACCUCAAGCCCGGUACCCAGGUUUUCGGUUCUAUUCCCCUCUCGCAACAUGUAAAAAUGACGAGCGGUGCGCUGGCGGAAUACGUAGUAGUACCUCAGACAUCCGUCGUCCCGAAACCCGACAGUAUCUCGGUGGAAGAGGCGGCAGGGUUGGGUAUAGCGGGCGCAACUGCCUUACAGCUUCUCAAAGCCGCAGGAUUGAAGACGGGAGACAGCGUCCUCGUCAACGGCGCGAGUGGAGGCAUAGGCCAUUUGGUGCUGCAGAUGUGCUGUCAUAUCGUCGGUCCAACAGGUAGAGUCAAGGCGGUUUGUUCUUCGCGGAACGCCGAGUGGGUUGAAAAACUUGGGAAAAACGUUCAGGUCAUCGCAUACGACACAAACGGCCCGGUACACUCAUAUCUCAACAAAACAUUCGCUGGAGCGCGCUUCGAUGCAGUUGUCGAUGCAGUAGGUGUCCAAGAUAUCUUCAAUAACUCGCCUACGUUUCUGAAAGAAGGGAGGCCGUACGUCACUGUUGGUCCGAAAGCGAGCAGCUAUACGUAUGUCGGUAUGCUGGGCACCAUUGGGACCAUGGCAAAGAACAUGCUUUGGCCGAAGUGGUUGGGUGGUACACCGAGACCGUAUGUACAAGUUGCGGCGGCUUCAAAUCCGGAAACUUUACGGGAGCUGGCAAGGAUGGUUACAGAAGAGGGUUUAAGGACAAAUGUCGGUUCAUUGGUACAUAUAGAGGACGUUCAUAAGGCGUAUGAGCAUUUACUUGGUGGUCAUGCUCAAGGAAAGAUUGUGGUGGCUAUGACUGAACAGAUCGUCGCACAAGUCGGAGCAACGUCAAUGUAA
Messenger RNA from Alternaria atra, 921 nucleotides. RefSeq lists its product as uncharacterized. Lineage: Eukaryota; Fungi; Ascomycota; Dothideomycetes; Pleosporales; Pleosporaceae. Gene Ontology annotation, cellular component: mitochondrion. Gene Ontology annotation, molecular function: oxidoreductase activity. The record is from RefSeq and is a predicted model, not a curated record. The coding region runs from base 1 to 921 and encodes 306 amino acids. The transcript is spliced from 2 exons.